Messenger RNA from Debaryomyces hansenii CBS767, 390 nucleotides. RefSeq lists its product as uncharacterized. Bases 1 to 390 code for a protein of 129 amino acids. The transcript has a single exon. The record is from RefSeq and is a predicted model, not a curated record. NCBI's taxonomy places the organism in Eukaryota, Fungi, Ascomycota, Pichiomycetes, Serinales, Debaryomycetaceae.
AUGACAAAAUACGCUAAAGAAUUAGUUUCAAAUAAACAAUUAAACAGUUUCGUUGAAGCCUUUUAUAAGCAGUCUGAUAGUAAACCUCCAGCUGAAGGCGACAAAUAUGCGAAUUAUUUUGCUCCGGAAGCUACACUUAUUAUGGGGGCAAAUCUGGCCAAUGGUUUAGACGAGAUUAGACAAUUGCGUCAGAAUAUAUGGGCCAGCGUCUCAAAAAGACAUCAUGUAGUGCACAAUGUGGCUGCUGUAAAUGAUACAGAUAUUUUACUCAAUGGCCAUGUUGAUUAUGUUUUGAAUGAUGGUUCAAGUUCAACCAAAUCAUGGGCUGCGUAUAUUGAAUUUGAGUCGCCAGCGCAAGAAAAAAUGAAGUAUUAUCGAGUCUACAUUUAA